Molecule: messenger RNA, 600 nt
Organism: Phycomyces blakesleeanus NRRL 1555(-)
Lineage: Eukaryota; Fungi; Mucoromycota; Mucoromycetes; Mucorales; Phycomycetaceae
Exons: 6
Coding region: 1-600 (199 amino acids)
Source: RefSeq, a predicted model, not a curated record
AUGAUUGAGAUUGAUCUUGCUGAAGUCAAGCAAGCAUUACGCAAGCUUCAAAGGCAAUUCAGAAAUCAAUUUGCGCCAGCAGUCAGUGUGGAAGAUCAAACUACAUUGCAACAAAGCAUUAUUGAGCAGAGUUCUCUUGAGCGCAUUGCCAAGUGUAUUCUUCACGAGCAGAACUGGAAGACGCGCUGCAAAGAAGUUCUACAAGGGCAGUCUUUGCCUCUGUUAGUCAAUCUUUCAGACUAUGUUUUGAAAGUAAAAAGACUGCAUCUCAAAACAUUAGAUCGCACAGUAAAGAAUGAUAUCAUUAACAAAGAUUAUCUCACAGUCUCAAAGAAUGGAAGAAUAUCCCAGAGAAAACAGAGAAUACUACAUGAUGCAUUUGGAGAGGUUGGCAAAGAAUGUUUCAAGAGUGACAACCAGAUGCACAAGAGAAGAAUGGCAGAGAAGAACAAAACACAGCAAGACUUAAGUGAUUAUUUGCUUUCUUCUCCUGAUAUGUCAGAAACUGGUUAUGUUGAGUUGUCCAUAAUAGCAGAUGUGCUGUCUGCUUCACUCACAGCAAGUGUUGAGCUUGCUUGCAAGAGAAGCCGAAGAUCAUAG